GCCAUGGCCGAGGCGCAGGAGCUGCUGCUGCAGCUGCAGAAGGACAAUCGCGACGGACGCCUGCGGAAGCAGGAGCUGGAGGAGCUGGUGCGUGGGCUUGAGGCCGAGAGCGAGAGCCUCAACGGGCGCCUGCAGGAUCUGCGCGAGCGCGAGCGCAGCCUGCAGCGGAGGCGAAGCCAUGCGACUCGGACGCUGAGAGGGGAGGCGCGCGAGGCGGCGCGGGAGCGUGCGGAGCGGGCGCGGCUGCUGCAGGAAACCGCCGAGCGCCGCAGGCGGGACCUGGAGCAGCACAACCGGCGCCUGCAGGAGCAGUGGGAAGAGCUGUCGAGUCAGCUUUUCUACUAUGGAGGGGAGCAUCAGAGUCAGCAGCGCGAGGAGCAGCAACUCGGGACCCAACUGGUGAAGCUGCAGAAACAACUGGAACUUGUGGAGGCCAAGCACGCCAUGCAGGCGAAGAGUCUUCGGCAGGGUGCGCAGCAGACCGAGGAGGCCUGGGCCAGCUUCCAGGAACAGAGCGGAGUCCUGCAGGAGCUACAAGGGAAGGUGAUGGAGGCAGCAGCUGCGCUGGAUGCCUCGCGGGGCGGCCCGGAACAGUGGGACUCACAGCCUCGCCGGGUGCAGGACUGCGCGGGAUCGCUUAUGGAGGAGGUGGCCAAGGCAGACUGUGAGAAGCGGUUGUUCCGCGGCGCGGGCAUGGCGGGCAUCAGGCUCUGGGCGCUGGGCGCGCUGCAGGUGCUCCUGUUGCUCCCGCUCGGCUUCCUAGCGCUGCCGUUGCUCUACCUGGUGCUGGUGAACCCCGAUGUCUUCCACCGAGGACUCUCGCCUCUCAGUUUGGAGGCCUCCAUCCGCCGCUUGCGCUACACGCUGUCCCCGCUGCUAGAGCUGCGAACUCACGGCCUGCUGCCCUCUUAGCGCGCAUCAUGCCAGACUCUGUCGCCUGCAACUCUGUCUCCCGUGUAGUUUCUGGGCGUCUGGGAGGAAACAGAGGGGAAAGGUGGGGUGUGGUCAUUGUCCGCCGGGACCCAGCAACCCCAGGGCCUUCCAGGUGGACCUUGAGUCUCCAGAGACUGCCUCCUGUGCCACCCCACAGAGCUGGCACCCAGGGCCAGGCCCCCUGGCUUAAGCAGGGCCCUUCUGUACCAGGCACCACACCCAGGCCUGGUUCACACAAAGGGUGCUGCACAAGAGCCAACAAGGAAGUUGGUCAGUCUCUUAUUACUAAACUCUUCUCCAUCCUCCACUGCAACAUCCUGCCCACUUGCAUCUUCUCUGCCAGUGAACCUGAGCCCUGGGCACCAGGCCGCGGAGGGGAGGGAGUGGGAAAUGGUGGUGGUGUUUCAUCACUGAGGUCUUGGAGGUAAAGAUCCUGAUUCCCGUGGCCAGGCUGAGUCAGGGCUUAAUCAGAACCCUCAGGUCCUUGCAUUCUCUCAGGGGCUUCUGCUUGAAUCUGGGAGGCUGGUGUUCCCUGCUGUGGACAGUGUCACUCUGUGUGUGUAGGAGAUGUGAGGAGCAUGCUCUUACCACCGUGGUCUUCAUGGGGAAUGUUCUACCUAGUGACUUAAAAGCAGUAAUGGUUAAAGAUCUGGUGAGAGUUCGUUAUAGUGCAAUUGACAAGGUAAUUUGGUUGUUUUCAUGACAUACUUUUAAAAUAAUAACUAGAAUUACAACUUAUUAUAACCAUGCACCAGAUUUUUAGGAAUUUCAUAUCAUUUCUGGAAUACUUAUGUUAGUAACAUAGUAAAGAGACCUGAAGCUUUCUUGGGGUGGAGUAAGGAGAGAGCAGGAGGUGAGAGGUGGCCAUGAGAGACAAUUAUUCCGUGUAGCUUUGUCACCAAGUACAGCAGAAAAAUGGACGAAGAUGUCUCAGGUGAACACCUGAAGCUGGACCCUGACAAACAUGAGAACAAUCCAGAAUUAGAAAAGAUUCAAAAAGAGAGAGCUGCUAGCCAUAAGCAAGGACAAACUACCAAAUUAUGAAGACAAGAUUAAGAUGUUUUAUGAGGACGAACGUCACCUGGAUGCAGAGCUCACUCUAUCUUAGAUGACAGUGGGGACUUUGAUGUAAGAGAUGAGGGGAACAAGUGGAUGCUGAGUUUCAUGGGGAUGGAGACAUAGAUAAUCCUGCCUGCUGGGAUUUACCAUGGCUUCACGCUUGCACAAAAAGAAUGUGAAGACCAUGCAACUGUUUGUGGGAGAAACCUUCUAGAGGAUGUACAAGUGGCCAGCUGACCAUUUCAGAGCUCAGGGCAGUUAGUGGAGUUUUAGGUACAGACAGCAUGGCAGUUCCCUGGAUGCCCACCUGCCCCUGCAUCCCUUGAGUGGACCCUGACAUGACAACCACAGAAAUCUGUAGUUUCCUCCUUGCUUUUAUUGUAGACUUGAGGCUAAGGCAGCUAGUAGCUCUGCAAGAUUAUGCAAUCAGAUGUUUCAGUGAAAGGAGCUAGAGAAUGGAUUUUUACAUAAAAGCAACUUCCUGAGCUCAGGCAGAAGGUAUAUCCAGCAGUGGCCAUUCACAAUGAAAACCACGCUGUGAAAUGUGGACAAAUCACAUUCAUUUUCUCAAGUUCUAGAGGAGUGGCUCCAUGCCCUGAGUCAGCACAUGUGCUCACCUCACACGGGAGUGAGUCUCACCUCCCCAAUUGCAGCUGCCUAGAUGCUGUCCUGGAUCUGGAUCUUGGACUUUCAGCCACACCGGUCAGUGCCAUGUCUGCCUUGUACCAAUGCUGACGAUGGGACAGACCAGACCAGAUAGAAGACACAUCUCCCAAAAAACUGAGAGAGGGGGAACACUCCUGGUGGUUGAUGCUACUUUCCUGUUCAGAAUAAAGUAAUUUUUUUAAAAUAACAUUUAUAUAAACUAAAGAAGGCUUG
This is a messenger RNA of Talpa occidentalis (Iberian mole), 2871 nucleotides long. RefSeq names its product transmembrane protein 191C (gene TMEM191C). The transcript has 10 exons. Bases 4 to 912 code for a protein of 302 amino acids. The record is from RefSeq and is a predicted model, not a curated record. Lineage: Eukaryota; Metazoa; Chordata; Mammalia; Eulipotyphla; Talpidae.